Dermochelys coriacea (leatherback sea turtle) is the source of this 2844-nucleotide messenger RNA. It is a transcript of the gene CEP19, whose product is annotated as centrosomal protein 19. The record is from RefSeq and is a predicted model, not a curated record. The coding region runs from base 1692 to 2183 and encodes 163 amino acids. Gene Ontology annotation, biological process: trans-Golgi to periciliary membrane compartment transport; microtubule anchoring at centrosome. NCBI's taxonomy places the organism in Eukaryota, Metazoa, Chordata, Testudines, Dermochelyidae. The transcript has 3 exons. Gene Ontology annotation, cellular component: ciliary basal body; centrosome; spindle pole.
CCUUCCCCCAAGUCCCCUCCCGUGGGUGACGUGGCCCGUGGGUGUACUAGAGCUGGCAGAAGGGAUCGGGCCCGCCCCUGCACUCAUCAGUUGUGGCGGUAGGAAGCAGAAUGACCCGGCUCCAGCCUGUUCUGCUGUGCCAUCUCCAAGCCUUGUUGCUCCGCUUCCUGCUGCCGCCGCUGGUGACUGCAGGGGCGGGUCUGACCCCUUCCUCCAAGCCCCCUUCCCCAAGAGACAGGGCUGGGAGAUUGGAGCAAGCUGGGGCCAGGUUGCUUUGCUUCCCGCUGCUAUCCGUGAGUGCGGGUCUGACUCCUGCUGCUGGGGUCAAGCCACCUGCUAAUGCCCUUCGUUGCCCUGGGCCUCCCUGCCUUGCUGCUGCCCCCGUGGCCCUGCAGCCCUUGAGCGCCGCUCCCCCCGUAGAGGGGCCGGCCCCGCAGCAGAGCAGCUACUCCCCCCACAAGUGCUCGGGCUGCAUGGGGCACCACCAUAGUUAGGAAUGGCUCUGGCCACCCACCUAAUUAGUGGAGCCACGCAGGCAUGGCUAAUUAGGUGCCUGGAUCCUGCAGAAGAAGCACAUGUAAGGUGAGACGGUGGCCUUGGGGGGAAUAGGAGAUAGGUAGGAGGAGGCAGUGGGGUGAAAAGAUGGGGUGGGGGGAAUUUGGGAUGGGCAGGGCUGCGUCAGCCUGAGAAAGAGGUGACUUUCCUCAGCUCCAGGGCUACAGCUGCCAGGGAGAAACACCCCCCAUCUCCUUCCCAACCCCAGCUCAGGUGCUGCCAUGGCAGGGGAGAGAGGGUACAUCCAUCACAUUAGAAAGGUAAGACUACUGGUAUUAAAAUAUGAGUUGUGUGCUUUUAUUUGUAGAACAAAAAAAUGUUAAUUAUUAUUAAGUUUUUUUAAUAUAGCACUUUAAUCCAAAGCACUUUCCAAUAGUUAGCUAACGGUACAAACAACAUUUGGAAAGAUCAUUAAGUGGUCCGCUGAGACCCUCAGCAAUUUUCAAGUGGUCCUUAAAAAAAAGUUUGAGAACCACUGAUUUACAGGGUUUACAGUUUUGUUUAAUGGCUUUCAGCACCCCCACUAUAAAAAAUAGUUCCAGCACCUAUGGCCUACCCCACACCUCACUGGGGUUAUAGCUACCCCCACUCCCUGCUUUCUGCCUGUGGCUCUACCUGCCCCCAUGUUCCCCCAUCUCACUGGGGUCUAUUGUUACCCACACACAUACUGGCUGCACCCUAGGGUUGCCAACUCUAUCUGAAGCUAUUCCGGGGGAAAAAUAAUUUUCCCCAACAUGAUGUAAUGUCAUUUUCUUAAAAUAUCCUAUUAAAAUCACCCGGAUUGCUUUCAGUAGUCACAAGGAGAUCAAUGCCAAUCCUGGAGGGUUGGCAAGCCUGCUGUACCCCCACAAAAGCACUCGCUGCACACAGGCUCCCCUCCGGCUCCGAGAAGGAUCCAGUCAGAGCCAUCCCUAGCUAUUCUGGGGCCCUCCACAGCCCCUCGAUGGGGGCAGGUGAGCUGGCCUCAGGCCUCCGUGCAGAGGGAACUGGCUUGGGGGACAGGGGAGAACCACCCCUCAGCACUCACCAGCGGCUGGGGCUGGGCCGCUGCACUUCCCACCACCGUGAACAUUGAAGCACACACCUAGUAGAGCUCUGUAAGGUUUCAUUUUGUUCAGCCAGUAGAAUGAGCUGGGAUGACUUAUGCUGCAAAGAAGUGUGGCAUUCGUUUUCAGCCUCCAUCCAUUAUCCUGAUCUAUGAAGAUGAAAAUAAGAAUAGAGCACGCCAGCGCAUCAUGCCUAUCCGAAACUUCUCCAAGUUCUCAGAUUGCAGCAGGGCUGCAGAACAGCUGAAGAAUAACCCUCGGCACAAGGCUUACCUACAAGGGGUCUCACUGCGGCAGCUGCAGAAAUUAUACAGUUUGCUGAAAGGCCACUUGCAGGGACAGAGUUUGGCCCAGACCUUGGAGCAGAUUCAUCAGGAAGAGACCAUUGACCCAGAGGAGGACCUGAACAAACUGGAUGACAAGGAGCUGGCUAAAAGGAAGAGUAUCAUGGAUGAGCUGUUUGAAAAGAACAGGAAGAAGAAGGAUGACCCAGAUUUCACCUACAAUGUUGAGGUUGAGUUCCCACAAGAUGAGCAGCUGGAAUCCUGUGGCUGGGAUGCAGAGUCAGACAAUGAGUUCUGAUAAUGGACAAGGCCUCCUAGAUAAUCAGUAUGGAGAGAGAAAACCCAUAUUCUCAUAACACAGGGAGCACAAUUACCGUGUCCAUCAUAUCACAUCAGUCUACAGAGCUUGACUGACAGUGUUUACAAGCCAUACAACUGAUGCAUUUUACAUUGAUAAAUAAGAGAUCAGUGCCUGUGGUGUUUUAGCUGUUUGGGGAAUAGACAAACUUUUAAAAGUCUUACGUGAAGCUUGAUAAAAAGGGACAUGGGGAUAUUGAAAAUCAUUUUUAAAUGGUUAGAUUUGUAGCUGUUAAGUAAUUGAAAUAAUUUUAAAUCUGUCUUUCAGCAUUUGUUUGUUUACAUUUCAUUCAUCUUUGGCAAGGAAACUAGACUGAUUAUUUUUGUUUCUAUUCAAUUUUAUUUUAGUCUUUAAAAUACAGCAUUAAAGUUACAAAUCUUUACAUCUAACUCAGGAGAAGAAACAUUCAGAUUCUUAUUGCAAAUAUGUAGUAUUUUGUUAUUGGUUAGGCUGUUGUGUUUUAAUCUAUACUCUGUAGACAAAUCAAUAUUGCAGUGAAAACUUUACCUUUAGAUUUCUUGAGUUGUGUUUAAAUCUACAAUCUCAGUGUUCCAUGAAUGUACGUUUUCGUAUUUAAGAAAUAAAAUAUUUAGAAAACAGA